AUGACCGAUCUCACGGUCAUUUUGUCCGACAUCCUGGUCCAGAAACACUCCUCCAAGAGACUGCACCAGAACCGAGAGCUCGUAAGCAAGUUAGACUCGUUCCUGCGGGAGGCGUACCAAAUCAACCGAUCCAUCUCGUCACUGCUGGGCUACUUGCGCGCCAUCCGCUCCCCGUAUCUUUCGACGGCCCCUCCGCCUCGCCAUCAGAAACACACAGGCGUCGAGAAACAUUCUACCUUCUCUCACAUCCCGGGUGGCGAUGUGCCAGAACACCUCAACGACACGCAGCGAGAAGCAAUCGACUCCGAGACUUCGGCCGUGCUGCGCGACAUCAACAAUAAGAUAACCAAUCUCACGUCGGCGGUCAACCUACAACACGAGACGGCGAGUAAACUACUCGAGAGAAAAUAUGGCAAACCUGACGGGUUCCUCUGGCGAUGGGCGGCGGGCGACGGAGACACGCCCGACGCCGGCAAAUCACAGAAGCAACUGGACGAGGAAGGGCAACUGAGAACAAUGAAGAUGUUUCGUGACGGCGUAUUGUGGUACUUGAACAAAUUCCUCAAGGAUGCGAUCACGGCCCAGCAAGAGAUGGUCGAGAAACGGCUGGAGCGCGAACAGCAGAAGCAAAUGAGCAUACUCUACAACCCACGAAAUAAGGACGUGAGGGCGAGUCACGACGCAGAGAGUGGACUGAACGGCAGUCUCGAGGCGGCAAUGCUUCCGACCCAAGAUCUCCGUGGUCACGACGAAUACAAACCCUGGGCGAACGACGCCGCGCAGGGCGGCGUGGUCGAACAGGAACUCUCGCCCGAACAACUGCAACUUUUCGAGGAAGAAAACCGCGGCAUCUUCGAACACUUCAACGACCAACUCGCCAAGGUGACGCAGGUGGAAAAGUCGCUGAUGGAGAUUGGCAGUCUGCAGCAGACACUGGUGGGACAUCUGAGUGUCCAGGGCGAGAUGAUCGACACCCUGGUCCAGGACGCAGCCAACACGGAUGAAAACGUGCGCAGGGGCAAUCGAGAACUAAAACGGGCGAGUGAGAGGGGGAGCACGGCGAGGUUGGUGUUUUACGCGACCGUGGGCUUCUGUUCGUUCUUCGUGGUGUGGGAUUUGAUAUUCUGA
Messenger RNA from Fonsecaea erecta, 1128 nucleotides. RefSeq lists its product as hypothetical. NCBI's taxonomy places the organism in Eukaryota, Fungi, Ascomycota, Eurotiomycetes, Chaetothyriales, Herpotrichiellaceae. Bases 1 to 1128 code for a protein of 375 amino acids. Gene Ontology annotation, cellular component: SNARE complex; endoplasmic reticulum. Gene Ontology annotation, biological process: retrograde vesicle-mediated transport, Golgi to endoplasmic reticulum. The transcript has a single exon. The record is from RefSeq and is a predicted model, not a curated record.